ACACAACCAUUUAGGAAACCAAAGAGUAGAAAGAAACCUGAAAAUUCAACUAUAUUUCCUCCUCAUUCAGCUUCACAAACUUGUUAAAAAAGAGCUGAUGUCUUCUUCCUAUGAGUAUUUGUCUACAGGGAGAUUUUAUGACCUCUCUCAUUUAGAUAAGCUUCGUCAAAAAUGGGAGUUAGACAACCCGGGAAUAUAUAACUGGAGUCAAAUUAAUGUCAUUUAUAUGAAUCUUAAAUUCCUAGAUAUGUUUCUCAGCUUGCAGAGCUUCACAACUGUAUGCUGUGAUGUUACACAGAAAGUCCAAGCUGUUUUUCCUUACGCUGAAUCUGAAAUCAAAAGAAUCGACUAUUUGUUCGAAGUUAAAUCCAUGUUCGAUAAGUUGGAAGAACAGAUUUGGGAGAUUAAGUUGGAAAUCAGAGAUGAAUACUCCUUUCCUGAAGCAUCACAACCACUUCCCUCCAACGUUGCUAUUCCUGAAUUUGUGAAGAGAUUCAUUGAUAACGUUGUAAUGAAUCUUAGUGAUUUGUUGGUGAUUCGUCAUCCUUUUUAUUGGUCUUGGUUAGUUCCUGGCUCCAGCAGGCAACAAAUGGAAGAGGUUGUAAAGGAGUUGAAGUUACUGAGAAAUUUUGUCUACUUUAUUUCAGACAGAUGCACUGAUCCUCAAAGUCAACAUACUUUCUUCACUCAUGUUUUAGUUGUGGCUGGUCAUGCGGCAAUGAUUUCCUGGGUGAAUUUGCCAAACCUUAAGAGCAAAGACAUAAAAGUGGCUUCAGCUAAAAUGAAUGCUUCAUUUUCUGACCUUCAAAUGAAGAUUCAGCCCAUUCAACCAUGUGUCCGCAAGAUCUAUAUUGAUGUCCUGCAAGCUCUAGAAUCAGGAUGGCAUCCAAAUAUCCAAGCUGAGGAUGUUGCUGCUUAUAAAGCUGGUUUUGUGGAGACUCUCGUACACUGUUUGGAAGAGCUACCCAUUACUUUCAAGGAUCAUAUGGCAAUGCUCAACUACUUGAAAGCCAAUCUC
Molecule: messenger RNA, 1018 nt
Organism: Capsicum annuum
Lineage: Eukaryota; Viridiplantae; Streptophyta; Magnoliopsida; Solanales; Solanaceae
Product: putative late blight resistance protein homolog R1B-23
Source: RefSeq, a predicted model, not a curated record